Molecule: messenger RNA, 1848 nt
Organism: Wyeomyia smithii (pitcher-plant mosquito)
Lineage: Eukaryota; Metazoa; Arthropoda; Insecta; Diptera; Culicidae
Gene: mbf1
Product: endothelial differentiation-related factor 1 homolog
Exons: 4
Coding region: 316-759 (147 amino acids)
Cellular component (GO): nucleus
Molecular function (GO): DNA binding
Source: RefSeq, a predicted model, not a curated record
CAUUGCAUUGAGUUUCUCAAAAAUUGAGUAUUGGGAUUUAUGUUUUGUAUUUUCUCGAUUUUCUAUCUAGUUUCGCUCUCUCGAAAAGUAAUACCAGUUUCGUGUAUGCGACUGGUAGUAUAAAUUGAGAUCGUACGAUUUAACCAACCAUUCUUGUUAAUUACUGAACUGAACUUUCAACCAAACUUUUGAGAGCAAUAUUUUCUAAAUUCACAUUUCGCAGCUAACGUGAUUCUUACUAAAGAAGAUUUCGAAUAUUUCAAGAGAGGAUUGAACUUAGCAAACGCCGUAUCAAAGUUAUAAUCAUCCUUCAAGAUGUCCGAAAGCGAUUGGGAUACUGUUACUGUGUUGCGUAAAAAAGCACCAAAAGCUUCUACUUUAAAGACUGAAACAGCCGUAAACCUUGCUCGUCGCCAAGGUAUUCCAGUGGAAACCAACCAGAAAUUCAAUGCCGGUACCAAUAAACAACACGUUGCAACUAAAAAUACCGCCAAGUUGGACCGAGAGAAUGAAGAAUUGAAACAUAAAACAGUUCCACAUGAUGUAGCAAAGCUGAUCAUGCAGGGUCGCCAGGCUAAAGGACUCAGUCAAAAGGAUCUUGCAACAAAAAUAUGUGAAAAACCUCAAAUUGUAAACGACUAUGAGGCUGGUCGCGGUAUUCCGAAUCACAUGAUCCUUGGUAAAAUUGAACGCGUGAUUGGAAUGAAAUUGCGAGGUAAGGAUAUCGGCACCCCGAUGGUGCCUCCCGGUAAGAAGUGAACAAUGUCGGGAGGCAAAAGCUAAUGAACACAAGUAAACAUUUGCACACAAACAUAAUAAAAUUUGGAAACCCAUGCUGACGGGACUGCGGUAUGUGUAAAAUGAGAUAAUUGAUACUAAUUCCCUUUUAACAUUAUAUGGUUUUAUCGAGUGCUGAUUUAGAGUGGCUAUAGAAAGAUUCUAGAUACCAGUACAGAUCAUAUGAAUUAUACACUCUUGAAAUGUUAAAUGAAAUGAUAUCUAUACAUUGACAGAAAAAAAAACGAAGCGAAAAAGUCACCAUGCAGGCACAUAUAUAUUUUGCUUUAAGAAGGGUAUUGUCAGAAAUAAAAUUCAUUCAUUCAAUUCAGUCAUAUCGUUAUUUUUCAGUUUGUAAUUGAUAAAGAUGGCCCUUUAUACGACACUUUAAAUUGUUUUGAGAACAUUCAAGGACUUUAGCCUCGCUUUCAUUCUUAUGAAAGUAUGCUGUUAUUUAAUCAUAGAAGACGUGAGAGUUGAACAGAGUUCUGUGUAAAGGCUUUGCACAACGGAAGCGGUAACGAACAAUUCUGUUUAAGCUUUUGCCUGUAAAGAAUACAGAAAAAUCUUCAUUCGAUCGUAUCCCAUUAUUUUAGUCGGGGCAUUUCUGCAGUUAUUGUGUUUGAACAAAUAUGUACAUUAUGGUAAACUAUACUAAAAAAAAACAUAAAAUUCAAUUUCGUAUAAUGACGUAAAAAUUCAUGUAUAAAUCAUAAUAAUUUUAUAAUCUUAUUUUGCAUAUAGAAUUUCGACCAAAAUUUAGAAAGAUGUUGGUGGAGGUUGUCAUACUUAAUUGUUAAAAGGAAUCACCUAAUGAGAAAUAUGUAAUAGAUUGACAAAGGUGAUGACAAAUGGAGAAAAGUUUCCCGUAAACAUAUCCCCGAGUCAAAAGAUUUAUAAUUAUUAAUGUUUUUAGUUACAAACUCGUAUGUGUCUGUGUGCAACAAAAUACAAACUGAUAAUAGUGACUUUAUGUUUACAAAUUUGUCGCUUCAUCUACAGCAUUUAUUCAGUGUUUCCUACAUUUAAAAUAAAUGUGAAAAAUAAACAAACUUCAACACAUUUAACAAA